GUAGAAGUCACAUGUGGUACUUCGCAGUACAGGACCAGCAGCAGCAGCAGCAGCAGCAACAUAUAUUACUUUUAACCAAGUCGUUGUUACUUUGUCCAUUGUUACAUGUCGCUGAAAAGGAGUCUCUUUGGAAUAAGACCUGCUUGCGGCUUUGCGGGUUGAGCCCACUUCUUCGCUGAAAUUCUACGCAUUUAGCCCUCGUUAGCUCGUUAGCUAACUGACUAAAGCGUGGAGAUGGAUGAAAAAAUACCAGAGGAGAAUGGAGAGACGUUGCCAGCGCAUGUGGAGAAGGAAGAGGAGAUGGAGGUUACCAUGACACCACAACUAGAACAUCCAAUCGUAACCCCUGGCAACGCAGACAUAUCAAACACAGAAACACAUAUGGAGGAAACAACAGCAACACUUUCCUUGCAGAGUGUGUGUAAGACAGAGGCGUGUGAAGACGAGGGGUCAGACAGUGACAGCUCUUCAUCCUCCUCUUCCUCCUCAUCAUCCUCUUCUCCCUCUCGACCUGUUUUGGUGGAGGAUGACGAUGACGAGGGUUUCAGCCAACCGGCCCCCAUCAAAACCAGCGAUGAAGUCCUGCUCGAGGAGCUGCCAGCCGUGGAGGAGGUGUUGGUGUCCUUACCAGAAGAUGCAGAACUAAAGCCUGUAGGCACAGUCUCCAGUAUUAUACAGCAACUUGGUAAGUAA
Notothenia coriiceps (black rockcod) is the source of this 693-nucleotide messenger RNA. It is a transcript of the gene naf1, whose product is annotated as nuclear assembly factor 1 homolog (S. cerevisiae). The transcript has 4 exons. Gene Ontology annotation, molecular function: RNA binding. Bases 235 to 693 code for a protein of 152 amino acids. Gene Ontology annotation, cellular component: sno(s)RNA-containing ribonucleoprotein complex. The record is from RefSeq and is a predicted model, not a curated record. Gene Ontology annotation, biological process: ribosome biogenesis; box H/ACA snoRNP assembly. NCBI's taxonomy places the organism in Eukaryota, Metazoa, Chordata, Actinopteri, Perciformes, Nototheniidae.